This is a messenger RNA of Aspergillus campestris IBT 28561, 1023 nucleotides long. RefSeq lists its product as uncharacterized. The coding region runs from base 1 to 1023 and encodes 340 amino acids. NCBI's taxonomy places the organism in Eukaryota, Fungi, Ascomycota, Eurotiomycetes, Eurotiales, Aspergillaceae. The record is from RefSeq and is a predicted model, not a curated record. Gene Ontology annotation, cellular component: THO complex part of transcription export complex. Gene Ontology annotation, biological process: mRNA processing. The transcript is spliced from 2 exons.
AUGACAUCGUACGGGCUGUUGGAUCAGCCAGACGAAGACACCCUUCACAAAUCGCGCCUGUUAAACGUCGAAGAAAAGCCCUUCAAGCGAAUCGCCAAACGCCUGUUACACCCGGACUCGCUCGUCGUCUCGCACGCGACCCUCCUACCCACGCCUCCGCCCGACGGAACCGACGAAGAUGCCUCCGCCGUUGAAGCCGAGAAACAGAAACGAUUGGAAGGAUGGCGCCACUUCCGCGAAGACAUGACGCUGGACUGCGCGGCGUUUGAAGCCAGCAUCGCGCGCAUCCAGUUCCUGCUCGUUAGCAAUGAGAAGGAGCGCGAGCGCUACGCGGCGGAGAAACUGCGCAUCUUGUCGACGAUGCAGUCUGUUCGUGAGAAUACGUCGGAGCUGCGCGAUCAGCUGCAGGAGGCGCAGCGGUUGCUGGCGCUGCGCAAGAGUUAUGACGAUUUGGCUGAGAAGAUCACGAGUAACCGGCUGCUUAAGCCGCGGGAGGAUCAGCAGGCGAAUCUGCAGAAGCUGCGGACGGAGAUCACCGAGCUGGAGAAGGAGAGCAAGGACUAUGCGACUACUUGGUCUGAGCGUAGGGAGCAGUUCGGUCGCAUUGUGGAGGAGGGUAUGCAGUUGCGGCGUUUGAUUCGGGACGAGAAGGAGGAGGUCGAGCGCAGGGAGGGCAUGCAGGAGGGUGGAGACGGGGACGACGGCGACAUCGCGUCUAAGGGCAAGUCGAGCGGCGCGACGACGCCCCGCCCGGAUACCGACAGUGUGACUCCCUCGCUGUCGGGGCCGGACGAAGCCGGGAAGUCCCCUUUUUCCUUGCACCCGGAUAGGAUGAGCGUGCCGACGGGGGGCGCCUCGCCGUUGCGGCAGGUGACCACCGUAGGCGAUGAGAAGAAGAAGACCCCCGAGGAAGACGCCACCAUGGUGGACGAGGGCGAAGUGACGGCCGAUGAGCACGAGUUGGAAGAAGGGGAGGAAGCGCAGGAUGACCGCACAGCGGACAAGAUGGAUACCACUACGUGA